Messenger RNA from Mercenaria mercenaria, 857 nucleotides. RefSeq names its product 39S ribosomal protein L43, mitochondrial-like. The record is from RefSeq and is a predicted model, not a curated record. Gene Ontology annotation, biological process: mitochondrial translation. Gene Ontology annotation, molecular function: structural constituent of ribosome. NCBI's taxonomy places the organism in Eukaryota, Metazoa, Mollusca, Bivalvia, Venerida, Veneridae. The transcript is spliced from 3 exons. The coding region runs from base 37 to 588 and encodes 183 amino acids. Gene Ontology annotation, cellular component: mitochondrial large ribosomal subunit.
UUAUGGAACAUUAUAAUCAAUCGUACCAAGGACAAUAUGACCAGCUCUUCGCUUCCUAGUGCUUUUCUUAAAAAUGUAUUGCAAAAUGGUGUUGGAAGGCAUGUAUGUCAACUGCAAAGGAUAACACUUUCCCUUUGCAAGUCACAUCCCUCAAGUUUAGCUGCUAGGGAUUUUGUUGAAGAAGACUUACUUGACUUCACCAAACAGAAUCCUGGUAUUGUAUUUUACAUUAAGCCAAGAAGACACAGAACUCCAAUGUUAACAGCAGAGUAUUUGAAUGGUUAUAAAGAAGAAGUAACUUUGAAGAAAUGCAGCAAGGAUGAAAUAACACAGUGGAUAGGUCUGAUGAAAGGCAGAUCUGGCUGCCAGAUAGUACGCCUUCGGAAAGAGUGGCAUACCGAUACACCAUCCAUACAAGGAGUUUGGCAUCCAUUUCUAUUUAAAGAUACUAAAGUGAAUGUAACUGACAUAAGAGAUAAAAGUUUGUCACAGUAUAUUUCCCCAUAUAAAUCGGCCAGUGAUAGAUUAUUAGAACUUCAGAAUAGAAUUGCUGAUAAUAAUGAACAAAAUAAAGACAAGCUUGAAUGAAACGAGAGGUGUGACAAAUAGGAGUGGCCUUACAACAGGAGGAUUAUAGGUUAAAUCCUGCCAGUGGUGUUCUGAUAGUUUUCAAGGACAUGUUCAAAUCUGUGUGAAUGGCCACUAUGUAACCAUAUUUGACCAUGUUGACUGCCUGUGUCUUUAGUUUAAAUUGAACUUGAAGUUUGGUACUGUUUUAAGAUUCAACAUGAAGAGAGCAUUUUCAUUUUUGUAAAAUUGAUAUUACACGAAGAAGAGUAAAUUACAAAACAAGUUAA